AUGUGAACCUGCUGGCGGCAAAGGGCUCUAAUUUGUUUACGGCAGAGAGAAGAUAGAGGAGGUACAACGGUUUCACCACUUAAAAGGACGUUCCUUCACCCAAAUAUUGCAUGCACAAUAAAAGACACUUGUGGGAGAAUAUUGCUAUUCUAUUACCCGCGUAAUCAGUGUAAUUCUAAUCGGUGACCAUGCAGGUUUGUUUUCUGAUUUUGCUAUCGGUUUUUUACCACACCCACGCCGCUGAUCCGGAGGUCAGUGCUGAGGGGGUGUUUGUCAAAAUCCAGGGUCAGUCCGGGGGAAUGACCAUCGGAAAGACAAAGAACCCCGACCAAGACAACAACGCGGUGAAAAUCAAAUUCGACGCAAUUCAGGAGAAGGAUUCCAGCGGCAACGUUGUUGGAACCUCAGGAAAUGCUAAGCAUAGUUUUAACAAUUUUGCUCAACUAGAUUUUACAUUUUCUAGUUUGAGAGACUCGGAGUAUGAAAAUCUUACAGCAAAAGCUAUCAAUUUCACGGCCUCUAUCAGUUCAGUUAAUGCUAAGAUGAGGGUGGAGACUUUUCUUUUUACGGAGGCUGGAAACAUCACCAUUGACGGAGAAUCAACGGUGAUUGAGAAGGGAAGUGUAAAAUUUAACAUUCAGCUUGAAGGCUGGACAUUUUGCGAUAACUCGGGGAACUGCAAAAAGGGUGAAGCUAACGAGAUCGGAGAGUAUGUUGACUUGACCAUAUCUAUCAAAGGAAAAAGCACCCCGAGCAGAAAGACGGGGAAUAACAAAAGGACUGAUGGGGAGGAGUAUGCGCUGGGAGGGGACGCCUCUGUAGCCCUGUCUAAAAAGAUUUCCAAAGACGGCGGAAGUCCUGAGAAUAUGCCGGGAAACUACCCCGCCUUCGAGACCCAGGGUAGCAAACAACUGUUUGUGUUCCGUUUCCCCAAGUUCACAAACAACGUAAUGUAUGAUCCGAUCAUUUACUCCGGUGUCGCCGACACCAGUAGUAAGGCAGCUUACAUUAGUUCCGGAUUUACUCCGCUCUUUGCGGCUUUGUUUGGCGUCUUUCUAACAUGCAAAUUAGUUCUGUAGAUAUCUAUUUUUCCUUAUGCUCUAAACUUAGUAAAUGCCAUUUAUAACAGCAUUCAUGCGACAGAUAUUCUAUGAAGAAAACAAACUUCAACAUUCGUACAUUAAUUACUGUCCACUUAAUUAGUCAGGGAUAAGUGCAGUAUACAUAUAUGGAUGAAAAAUUAAUUAGCUUUUGACUGUAAUCUAAAAAAAAAUAUUCUAUACAUUAGAAAUUAAUACUUGUUUAAUUUUACUUGUUUUGAUAGUUAAUUGAGCAUGUGUUUGUAGAUUUUCUGUAGUUAUUUAUGUUUUAGAAAUCAAUGUGCAUCAUUUCAUUAAAGAAAACACCCAUCUCAUUUUAAAGCAUGAAUCAGAAAGUAAAUAUGUACAACUGCGUUGUUGAAUUUGCUUCAGUUUUAUUGGUGUAUGUGAUUGUAAAUAUUAAACAUACUCAUCAAUAAUGUAACAAAAA
This is a messenger RNA of Saccostrea cuccullata (small rock oyster), 1530 nucleotides long. Its product is annotated as skeletal aspartic acid-rich protein 1-like. The transcript has 2 exons. Bases 189 to 1079 code for a protein of 296 amino acids. NCBI's taxonomy places the organism in Eukaryota, Metazoa, Mollusca, Bivalvia, Ostreida, Ostreidae. The record is from RefSeq and is a predicted model, not a curated record.